AUGUCUCGUGGUCCUCUGCCCUCUCAGCUGUGCCUCCUCUCACAGUUGCCGACGUACGCAAUUCAUGACAAGGUGCGCUUCCUUGGAUGUGUGCUUGCAUAUUCAACAAGGGGUGCGAUUCUUCAGCUCGCCCAUGCAUACCCUAGAGACACCAAUGUCACGGCUUAUGUGGACGUGGGUCUUGUCCUAGAGACUUUGGGGGAAGAACAGACUCGUGUUGGUGAAUGGGUCAACGUUAUUGGAUAUAUCACAGUCAAGGCAGACGCUGCUUCUGCUCCAACUGCGCCUUCGACCUCUCCCCAGGCAGCUUCGGUUCAUAUACAAGCGCUAGUACUGUGGUCCACCGGACCACUCAACGUAGACCGGUAUGAGAUGACUUUUGAGAAGACAAACAAGGAGUAG
This is a messenger RNA of Clonostachys solani, 402 nucleotides long. NCBI's taxonomy places the organism in Eukaryota, Fungi, Ascomycota, Sordariomycetes, Hypocreales, Bionectriaceae. The record is from the annotation of a GenBank genome assembly.